AUGAAAUUUCUCAUUGUUUUCCUUUCUACUUUUUUAUUAGUCUCCUCGACUGAUAUCAAAUUCUUGGACGAUUAUCCAGAAGCUCUCAAUUGCUUUUACAAUGCUCCAAAACAAAAAGACAGGUUGCCACUUUCUCAAGAAAUCUUGGAAGUUGGCAAAAAACGCAUAGCUGAUUGUAUUGACAAUUUUGCAAAAUCAGACAGCAAAGUUGGACAAAUUCAACAAGAACUGACUUCCAUCUUUUUGCAAGCCUAUGAAUUCAAACAAGUUGAUGAAUAUGUUUGCGGAGCGAAAGUUAAGAGUCUGCCAGUUUCCGAAUGUUUUGAAUCAACUGGAAUGAAACCUGGCGACAAUUUUUGUAACGAAGUUAUUGGGAAAGAUGGUUGUAUGCUUCCAGUAUUCGAGGAGACGUGUGGAAGUGAAUUCGUCGCAAAACUACGCAAUCUAAUUUCACAUGAUAGACGAUAUCAUGUAUGUCUUGAUUGA
Caenorhabditis angaria is the source of this 486-nucleotide messenger RNA. NCBI's taxonomy places the organism in Eukaryota, Metazoa, Nematoda, Chromadorea, Rhabditida, Rhabditidae. The record is from the annotation of a GenBank genome assembly.